CCCUCACCUCCCGCCGCUCGGCGCCGGUGUAGUCCAAGAUGGAGGGCGCCCUGUCGGCGCCGCUGCCCGUCCGGCUGCUGCUGUUCGUGGCGCUGCCCGCCGCGGGGUGGCUGACCACCAGCGCGCCCAGGCCACCGUCCACAGCCCCGAAGGAUGGCAUCAGAAUUAAUGUGACUACCUUGAAAGACAGUGGGGAAGUAUCAAAAGAACAGGUUGUUCUUAACAUAACCUAUGAGAGUGGACAGGUCUAUGUAAAUGACUUCCCUGUAAAUAGUGGUGUUACCCGGAUGAGCUGUCAGACUUUGAUAGUGAAGAGUGAAAGUCUGGAAAAUUUGGAGGAGAAAGACUAUUUUGGAAUUGUCACUGUAAGGAUCUUAGUUCAUGAGUGGCCUAUGACAUCUGGUUCCAGUUCACAACUAGUUGUCAUUCAAGAAGAGGUAAUAGACAUCGACGGCAGACAAGCUCAACAAAAGGAUGUAACUGAAAUUGACAUUUUAGUUAAGAACCAGAGAAUACUCAGACAUUCAAGCUAUUACCUCCCCUUGGAAGAAAGCAUGCUUUAUUCUGUCUCCCGAGACAGUGACACUUUAAUGACCCUUCCCAACUUUCCCAAAAAAGUGGGAGGUAUGAGUUCACUGCAGACCACCAGCCAUUACCUCAUUGGGAAUGUGGAAACCACCGUAGAGGGAAAUGCUUUACCUGGCAAACUGCCUGAGACUCCUCUCAGAGCAGAGCCUCCAUCUUCAUACAAGGUAAUGUGCCAGUGGGUGGAAAAGCUGAGGACAGCACUCUGCCGGUUCUGGGCCAGCGUGCUUCCUGUGUUCUUCAUGGUCCUCAACGUCAUGGUGGUGGGAGUUCUGGGCGCAGCAGGAGUCAUAGCUGUGCUAAAGCUGCUUUUCCCGGUGCACGAGAACAAAGGAAUUCUUCAGGUGGAGAAAAUGGAUGUUAUGCCUGUGGCACCUAUCAUCUUAUAUCCAGAUGGCUCUGAGAAAACAGCAGAAAAACUGAAUGAUAAAACAUAUAUUUAAAGCACCACCUCCAAUCAUGGACUCUAAAUUAGUCUAGACCUGCCAUUUGAAUACCAUUUUAUUUAAAUUAUUAAUCAGUUUAUACAUAGGAAUUGCCAAAUUCCCAAGACAGCCUACAAAUCGACCUUUACAGUGCCAAGUUGAAGCUCACCUUGUUCCUCCCACACAUGGGCCAGCUGCUCAGAAGACAUGAUUGUAAAAUAACCAAGAUGAAACAAACAAAAGGUGAGACAGAAUGCCAAGUGCCAAUAACUUCCAGGUGCCUUUGCUGCAGAAAUUCUAUUUGAUUACUAUUGUAAAACUUUAUAAGAAGCACUUUAUGAAACUCUAAUAACACUUUUUAAACUCAGUACAGUGCCUUUAUAUCACAUACAACUCAGUAUAAAAAUCACUGAAGUGUACCAUGAUUUGUGUCUGUACCAAAAUUACUUUAUUUUGAAUGCACCAGGAUUUAUAAGUGAUGUGGUCUCACUCUAAAAUAAACCUUUUCUUUUUU
Messenger RNA from Acomys russatus (golden spiny mouse), 1524 nucleotides. RefSeq names its product glycosylated integral membrane protein 1 (gene Ginm1). The record is from RefSeq and is a predicted model, not a curated record. NCBI's taxonomy places the organism in Eukaryota, Metazoa, Chordata, Mammalia, Rodentia, Muridae. The transcript has 8 exons. The coding region runs from base 39 to 1028 and encodes 329 amino acids.